AUGGCAUCCCGCCAGCUAUGUAUCCCUUCGUCCCGCCUGGAAAGUCUUGUAUACCAGGAGUUUACAUUUAUUAGCCAGUAUCUGGCUAUAGUUGCUACUUCCAGCCUAUUUUAUGGCUUCCAGGCUAUUCUCUUUUUCCUGUCAACAUACAUCAUGUCGACACGCAACAAAGCGAGUUUACAGACCAGAGCAGUGCUGUGGGGCGUUACCUUCGUCAUGUUCGGGGCGUCCACCGCGGACUACGCCCUCGGCUUUGUCCAUGAUCGCAUCUUUAUCCUCAACAUGCAGAGCUACUUUCUGGAGCGAUCCUCGAAUCCGGUGUAUCCGAUGAUGCUUUUUGAACUCCAAGCAGUGAAACCUUUACUGCAGGCGCGGCUGUUCGCCCCCAUAAUCAAUUUUGUCAUCUGCGAUGCGAUCAUUCUCUGGAGAGCCUGGGUUCUCUGGAACUACAGUCUGGUCGUCCUCUUGAUCUCGUCAGUCUGCAUGUUGGGAGCCGUCGGGACGGGUCUCUUCACGCUCGCGGAACGGAGGAUGUUUUUUGCAGCUGGCGGCAGCAUGAACAUAGGCAUGUAUGGCCUGUCGAUCGCAACCCUCGGCACGAACGUCGUGGGCACAGCCUUGAUUGCGUACAGAGCAUGGCAACUGCGGCGACAGAUCACAUCAAACAUCUCCGGUAGUCAACAUCCGCGGACGAAGGUCCAAAAAAUCUUGAUAUUUCUCGUCGAGUCCGGCGCUCUGUACGUCGUUAUAUGGGGCAGGCUUGGACGGGAAGCUGAUUAUCCUCUUUCAUUCAUCAAGGUGCUUUUCAUCCUCAGUCAGUCAGGCAUCUUUUCAGAUCUCGGGAGGGCGAUAAUGGGUCGAAGCAUGACCUCCAUCGCUGGCGUAUACCCGACGACCAUCAUCGUGCUCGUCGCGCUCCAGCAGUCCACAUCAGAGAUGACCGUGAUCUCCCCCAGCCGCACGCUCUCCCUGCGCUUCGUGUCACGGGACAGCAGAUCAGCGUCAAUACCGCAGUGCCCGCGCCGGCCAAGCUCGGGCGCCGACGCGCACGCGGACACGAGCACGAGCAUGGGCGUCUUCAGCCAGCGCGCGCUCCUCGACUCGCAGGAGUCCAUCAUCACGUUCGCGCACCAGGGGCCUUGCGCACGGGACAAGUCGCAGAAAUGGGCGCUGCUGGGCGCGGCGGGGCCCAUAGUCAAGACGAGGUCCACCAUAUGA
Messenger RNA from Heterobasidion irregulare TC 32-1, 1218 nucleotides. RefSeq lists its product as uncharacterized. The transcript has 9 exons. The coding region runs from base 1 to 1218 and encodes 405 amino acids. The record is from RefSeq and is a predicted model, not a curated record. Lineage: Eukaryota; Fungi; Basidiomycota; Agaricomycetes; Russulales; Bondarzewiaceae.